This is a messenger RNA of Diuraphis noxia (Russian wheat aphid), 539 nucleotides long. RefSeq names its product THO complex 1-like protein Hpr1 (gene Hpr1). Lineage: Eukaryota; Metazoa; Arthropoda; Insecta; Hemiptera; Aphididae. Gene Ontology annotation, cellular component: THO complex part of transcription export complex. Gene Ontology annotation, molecular function: protein binding. Gene Ontology annotation, biological process: signal transduction; mRNA export from nucleus. The record is from RefSeq and is a predicted model, not a curated record.
UAUAACUAAUGAUAGUUUUUACUAUUUUUAUAUUUUGAUAGUGUGUUUAAAUUAUACAAUAUCAAUUUUAUUGUAAUACAAUCUUUACCUAACUAUCCGAGGCCAAGCCAUACAAUAGACUAUGAUGUCUGUCAGUAAAUUUCGUGAAGAAUUAAAGAAUAUUCUGAUAGAACCAAAUACUACAACAAUUACUUCUAUUAAAAAAAUUGUUCAUGAAAACAAUUAUUUCAAUCUUAGUGAUGCAGAUAGACGUUCAAUAUUAGAUCAAGUAUUAAGGUGCUAUGUUUUAGACAUAGUAUUAUCAAAGCCGUCAAAUUUAUAUGAUGUUUGUAAGAUGUGGACAUCAUUUACAAUUGAACUUGUACGGAAUGAAAUGUGUACUGCUAUAAUGCCAGUAGUCAUAUUAUCAGAUAUGUUUGAUGUGACUACUAUGGAUGUUUGUGAAAAAAUAUUUGAUCAUGUAGAAUCUAAUGUAAAUGUUCUUAAGGAACCACAAUUUUUUAUGGCAUGCAAGAACAAUUUAUUGCGAAUGUGCAAUG